This is a messenger RNA of Lachancea dasiensis, 1524 nucleotides long. The record is from the annotation of a GenBank genome assembly. Lineage: Eukaryota; Fungi; Ascomycota; Saccharomycetes; Saccharomycetales; Saccharomycetaceae.
AUGAGUUAUCCUGGAAGGGUUGUGGCCUUAAUCUUUGCUCCUCUGGCAGGCUGUCAAAUCUUUAAAUGGUCAGGACAACUGGAAAAUGUGGCUCUCAACUCACAAGAAACAGCACCAAGUGCCGAAGAGUUCAAUAGAAUCAUCCGCCUUAAUUUCCCCCAAUACAGAAGUUAUUGUGCAGGCGAGGCUCUCAGAGAAUUUUUACCGCGAUGUAUGCAGAACGGUAUCGAAACCCUUGAUCCCCAGCUCCGGGUUCAGGCUGCGAUCAAGCUCUCCUUUUGCGAGUUUCAAGAAUCAGGACUCGAAGUGACGCCCCAUAGGUGCUUAGAUUUGAGCUUGGAGGGCUCUAAAAGGUGUAUGGAUCAAAUGCGAAGUUCCCCACAAUGGUGGACGACUUACAGUGGAAACUACCAACGAUUAUCAACCCUGUGCUAUGAGAAUUCACUGCCUUUUGAAAAGGAGCAACUAGUUGAACUGUUCCUGAACAUUACCAAAAUUUAUGCAAGCUUUAGCGAGAAGCUAGAUGCAGAGCUUACCAGAAAGCUCAUUGUACUCGAAGAAUUCAUGACCCAAAGAAUGAGCAAUUUUGAAGAUAUGUUUGGGCAGCAAGUAGCAGAUAUGAAUACAGCAUAUGCACGUCAGAUGAGCAGCUUUUUGGAGCAUCUUGACAAGCUUCAAGAUGACGCUUUUACCACUUUCAGUAAUAAUGCCUUGGCGGUAAGAAACGAGGUAAGUGACUUUGACAGAGAGUUUUUGUUUGACUUGAAGAACUUGAAGCAUUACGUGGAAGAUAUUAACGCAGAGUUCACCCAUGGAGACUACGUGGAGAAUAUUCGAAGGCUCAAGGCCGAGAAUUUUGAAAGUGCUCAACUUAUAAGCGAAACCAGUUUGUCAUACCUGCGUGGCAUGGACAAGGCCCUAGGCGACGUUGGUGCACUAUCCGAAAUAUCCGCACAAAAACUUACAAGGCUCGACAAAGACGUUACUGACUCCUACGUAGAUAUGUUAACAGCUUUCCAGGACUUCAAGAGUCUAAUUAAAGACUCCAUGGUACCUUUCAUCCAAGAAGAGUUGGGCUCGAACUUAAACGCAUUUUCUCAUAAAUUCAUCUCGGAGCUAGAGAAUAUUGAUCGUGUCUUAAGUGGCAAAGCAAAAUCAUGGGGGAAAAGUCUCGACAGCACCUUCGAGAAAGUUAACUCAGGCCUGAAUUGUACAUCAGAAAGUAUAAAUGAGUUGGACAAGGGCUUGAGGACAAUUCGGAUUGAGUUGGGGGCUUUUUUUGGUACACUAAACUUUAUGAGAAAGAGCAUUUUGGGAGUAGUUAGGCCCAUGCUUCAACUGGUUAGCGUAAUCCCAAUCGCAGCAAGACCUCUUAUCGCAAUAAUUUUGGUAAAAUUAAUCUCAUUUUCUGGGUAUUUUUUACCAAAAGCUUCAACAGUGUGGACUUCCAAUUUUGGUACUUGCUUCUCAGUUAUAAGCGCUCUCAUUGCUGGCUUACUGAUUGGAUUCUACUCAAUAGUUUAA